Messenger RNA from Clonostachys solani, 1299 nucleotides. The record is from the annotation of a GenBank genome assembly. NCBI's taxonomy places the organism in Eukaryota, Fungi, Ascomycota, Sordariomycetes, Hypocreales, Bionectriaceae.
AUGCUGAAUCUUGUCGACCUUUCUUCAUUUCCCCCUCAAGUACCUAUUUACCUCUUGCUUGCUUUUUUGGGAUCGGCAUUUUUGAACGUUUGGCUGUUGGUCUCCAAACGCAGCUUCUUACCUCUUGUUGAUGAACAGAAAUUGCAGAAAAGAGGCCUCACAGGUCACCCGGCGGGAUGGUGGGCCAGUGAGACCUUUUUCCAGGCGGAGAGGAGGUCCAUUUUCAGCAAGACAUGGAUUUGUGUGAGCCACCGAGGGCGUUUUGCCAAACCUGGGGAUUACGUUACGCAUGAGCUUGCAGGUUUCCGAUUUUUCAUCAUCCGCGGCAAAGAUGAUCAAAUUAGAACUUUCCAUAACAUUUGCCGCCAUCGAGCCUUUCCUGUGGCGAACAAAGCUACUGGGUCAGCCAUGGUUCUGGGAUGCCAAUACCAUGGCUGGAGCUACAAUACCAAGGGAGAACUCACUAAAGCUCCUCAGUUUGACAACGUUCCAGGUUUUGAUAAAGGCAAGAACAGCCUGUUCGAAAUCCACACCAAAGUAGAUGGCUCGGGCUUUAUCCAUAUCAACUUAGCGGGAGACCAAAGCCCAGUUGAUAACCGCCCUCCGAACGCAGAGAAGAUUGGGCGACCUGCCAGGAUCAGUCCAACCUCACAAUUUAUCCAUGGUUGGGAGAUGGAGGGAAAUUACAAUUGGAAGGCAGCAGGUAACCCGCAAUCCCUAAUCUCUGUCGCUCCCAGGAUCAUCAAUAACCUAAAAUAUAUAGAUUCGCAGGGAAACGGGGAUGAUGUUCACAAUCCGAGCCAAGAGACUUCAGGAAUAUUUCCACGUGCAUUAUUUACCCACAGUCUUACUCCUGCGGGGCAGCUGCGCUUCUUUCCUCUAACCACCGUCUACACGAAGAGUGGGAGGCCCUUCUGGUACCAAAUAACCCUUUCACCAGCAUCUGCUUCCUCAACAACACUGCGCUGUGGACUGUACUCGACGAAGCAGUCAGAAAUCUCACAAAUAGGUGAAAUUAAGGCCACUUUAGAAGCAGAGCUAAAGCAUACAAUCCAACGUUAUGAGGAUGUCUACAGGAAGGCUCUCAGCCAAGACGCAACAGUAGGAAACUUGACCGCAAAUGGCGCAAAAAUCGCGAACACUGUGUCCAAACACCUCAAGCAAGAGGAAGUAGAAGGCUCAGAAAUCAAGCCAGCGACAGUGCAACACUAUCGGAGCGCGGCGCAUUUGAAAGCUGAACAAACAGCGACAAACUGGAUUGGUGAUCAGCUCCGCACUUCUCAACCGCUGGUUCACUAG